Oncorhynchus nerka (sockeye salmon) is the source of this 712-nucleotide messenger RNA. RefSeq lists its product as uncharacterized. The transcript has 2 exons. Bases 1 to 606 code for a protein of 201 amino acids. NCBI's taxonomy places the organism in Eukaryota, Metazoa, Chordata, Actinopteri, Salmoniformes, Salmonidae. The record is from RefSeq and is a predicted model, not a curated record.
AUGCUGCUACUGGGCUCGUUGUGGUGUGUUGUGUUCCUAUGGCCCUGUGACUCUGAGGCUACUACUAGAGACUACUAUGAGGUGCUGGGUGUUCCACAGUCUGCUACUGACCGGCAGGUCAAGAAGACCUUCCAUAAACUGGCCAUGACAUACCACCCAGACAGGAACAAAAGUCCCAAUGCAGAGAAGAUUUUCAGGGAGAUAGCUGAAGCAUACGAGGUGCUCUCAAACGAGGAGAAACGGAUGCGGUAUGACCAGAUGGGUCAUGAGGCCUUCCAGACUGAGGGGGAGGAUGGGGGUAAAGAGGACUGGGCCGGGGAUGGAGGGGGCCAGGGCUCCUUCUACUUUAACCUGGAGGAGCUGUUCCAGGGCCUGAAUAUGGACGAGGACCCCUUUCUGGGGGAUGUGGGGGACUCCUGGAGCUUCCAGUUGGGGGGAGAGGAUGAGGAUGACCUCCAUGAGUAUCAGGCCUUCCUGGGUAGCAGCUUCUUUGACCUCUCGGGGGAUCCCUCUAGCCAGAUGGGGCUGGGGGACCACGAGGGGGUUUGGGGAGCAAGAGGGACAGCAGUUCUGCUGGAAGAAAACACAUACAGACAGCAGUGUUGAGGAAGUGUGUGAGGGGGCAUGAUCUAUCUAUGUUUUCAUGGGCUCAUAUAAUGUUUUCAGUCAGAUGGGUUGAAUGUGCAAUAAAGUCACAGUGCCCUUACAUUGA